This is a messenger RNA of Anopheles bellator, 607 nucleotides long. RefSeq names its product RING finger protein narya-like. Gene Ontology annotation, cellular component: synaptonemal complex. The record is from RefSeq and is a predicted model, not a curated record. Gene Ontology annotation, molecular function: SUMO transferase activity. The transcript is spliced from 5 exons. Lineage: Eukaryota; Metazoa; Arthropoda; Insecta; Diptera; Culicidae. Gene Ontology annotation, biological process: homologous chromosome pairing at meiosis; reciprocal meiotic recombination; protein sumoylation. Bases 17 to 607 code for a protein of 196 amino acids.
UUUACGCGGCUCCACAAUGUCCAGCAGCCGGUGGAUUCAUUGUAACAUUUGCUUCCAUUUGCUGGAUAAAAAGGAUCGCAAGUUUUAUCAAUUGUCCUGCCGCCACGUCCUCUGCAAACAAUGUAUGGGCAGAACGAAUCGUGGAACGGUCUGUCCCGUUUGUCAGAAACCGCUGGAUCGCUUCACCGAGCUGACAAAUCAGAUGGAUCGCGAGGACAAAAUGUUUUUCGAUCCGGGUGUAGUCAGAGCACUACAUGUGGUUGGCCAGAAUGUACUAUUUCAGCACCGACAGCGCGAGCAUCUUGUUCAACAAAUCAUCCGCCGUCGCGAAGGGCUGCCUAAGCUGCGCGAAAUGGAGAACCAGUUGCGCCAGCGGAUAGUGGAAACACAACGGCGCUACGAAAAGCUACGCACCUAUCGCCGCAAUCUGCAGGAGCGCCUACGAAGCACGUCGCCGAGGGCCUCGCCGAGGGGCCAAAGCAGCACCGCGGGCCUCGGAGCAGGAGAGCGGUGCCGACGGCCGAUGCCGUAUGGCAGUCCAGCACCAUCGACCAUCAUCCGUGAGUCGUCGCCGUCGUCGCAGAACCACCAGCGUCGCAAACCGUAG